AUGGUGUGCCCAUCAGGGUCCCGUUGCGGAUGGUGGCGUUGGGUCGUCACAUUCGCGACUUUCGGUCAGUUUUUCUUAACUCUCGGACCCCUGUUCAACUUCAGCAUUCUGUUUGUGAGCCUGCAGGAGGAUUUCCAUUCCAGCUCGGCGUUGACAGGUUGGCUAGGGUCUUUGUCACUUGCACUGGCUUGCAUUGCUAGUCCUUUAUGCUCUCUCCUUACACACAAGCUGAGCAGUCGAACCGUCGCCAUCUUGGGGGUGAUUGCCUUCUGCGCAGGACUGUUGACGACGUCAUUCGUUCCCGUGCCAUCGCUGGGAUAUGCGUUCUUCACGUUUUCGAUCUUGACGGGCGUGGGCGCCAACCUGGCCACGACUGCCUCCUUGGCCCUCCUGCUUGACUGGUUUGCCAAGGCGAACUUCUCGCGGGCAAGCGCCCUCGCUCAAAUGGGAUCCACAUUCGGUAUGCUUGCCUUUAGCCCUUUGUUGACAGCCUUCAUAACUCACUACGGAUGGCGUAAUGCGCUGAGAAUUCUCAGCGGUGGAAUACUCGUGAUCGGGAUAGUUGACGGUCUGCUGCUGGCUGACCCACCAUCAACCGAGGACUACGCUAGGGCGCCCGAUGAGUCUCCUGGUGAUGAGAAACAUGAAUUGGAGAGCAUGGUCCCGGGGAAGCAGGUUCAUGAUGACGGCUGCAUUGAAGGGACUGACGAUGAUGCACGAGACACUGACGACAAAACCACCGACAACGAGGAAGCAAACAUUUCAAAUCAAGGAUCUCUCAAAGUUGGAGAUGAGAGGCAUUUUCGUGGAAGGCUAAUUAGUGCUUUAACGAACCCUGAGGCUUGGGCAUGGCACUUUGCUGCGGUUUUCUCAUUUUUGGGCUGGACUUUCUUCAAUACUAAUUACGCUAAUUAUCUGGACGGACUUGAUCUUGACAGCAACCGCAUUGCCUCCGUCAUCGUGUACUUUGCUUUGGCGGAACUUGGCGGGAAGUUCCUCAUAGCCGUGAUUGGAGAUCGUCUGCCUUUCUUGUAUCUUUAUCUGUUGAUGGCCUCCUGUCUCCUGGGAACCGUCGUUCUGGGGUUUCUGACCAUUGCCAAGACGUUUGGUGUAAUGGUACUUCUUGCAGUGGUUUCUGGGGUUCUACGGUCAGGCGUCUAUGCAGCACAAUUUACAGCCGCAGCUGAACUUUUCCACGGGCAGUAUGGCACUAACGGUGUUAUGGUUAUAACGUUAGUUCCCUCCGGAAUCGGAGUUCUGAUCAGUGCACCGUUAGCGGGUGCAAUCUAUGACGUCACAGGUGACUACGUUCUUAGUCUUCUUGUCAUUGCCGCCCUCUUCGUUUGCGCUUCAGCGGCCUAUAUAUUUAUUCCAGUAAGAAGGAGAAUUAAUCAGGCCGUGCAUGUUGUGUAAACACGCCCGCCCUCUAUACGAAUUUGGAGAUUGUGUCCCGAAUUUCGUUUCAAAAAUAAUGACGAACCCUGGCACGUGAUCACUGUACACUCCCGAGGCCCCCUUCAAUGGAGAAACCAUUGUGCACCCUAAUGUACAAAGCAACUUCCCCGUGACGGAUUAUCAGAACGAUAGCUAGCUCAAUGCUUUUGCCAUCACUGGGGUUCCCACGGUGAAAAAAAGGAUAGCAUAAUAAUGGUUUACGAUAAUAUGAAUAGAACAUCGGCGUGACACUGAAAUAAGUUGUUUGAAUCCGUCAUUUUUAAGCGAACAUGCCAUGCGUCCCAUCAAAGUGCCCGAUAUUUUAAACACAAACGGCCCAUGCAUCAACAUUAUACCGCUGCUUUUCUCAAUGUGCAAUUUAUCGAAAUUACAAUUCAUUCUUCAGACGCUAUAACUGAGCAGUGAAAUUCACGAACCCCCCAAAACAUGGCAUUUUGAACGUUGUGUUUCUCAGAAAAAUAUGCU
Patiria miniata (bat star) is the source of this 1920-nucleotide messenger RNA. RefSeq names its product monocarboxylate transporter 13-like. The record is from RefSeq and is a predicted model, not a curated record. Gene Ontology annotation, biological process: transmembrane transport. Bases 1 to 1413 code for a protein of 470 amino acids. The transcript is spliced from 6 exons. Gene Ontology annotation, molecular function: transmembrane transporter activity. NCBI's taxonomy places the organism in Eukaryota, Metazoa, Echinodermata, Asteroidea, Valvatida, Asterinidae.